AUGAGCAACAGCUGUCGCCGAUCGCGGGAGCCUGCGCAGCUACUAGCUUGCCUCAACUGCCGGAGGUCUAAGGUGAAGUGCCGAGGAAUGGGCAUUACUGGAUGCAAGAGAUGUACUGACGGCGCCUUGAGCUGUGUGAUGCCCACUCAAGACGAAAGAAAGCGUCCGUCUUCCAAGCAUCACAUCCGCCGCUUGGAGGACCGUAUACAGCAGCUUGAGGAGGAGCUGCGGUCACAGAGAGAACAGUCACCAAGAACCAGAACUGCUUCUACGGACAAUACAAACACUCCACCUUCCGGGCGAUUGUGUACGCCUGAAGGACCUACGGCUGGGGCUCUCAUAUCGGAACUAUGUUCCCCACGUCACCAGGUUGUUUAUGAUGAGAACGGUGGUAGUUGUUACUACGGGCCAACUGCCGGCUUGAACCUAGCUAUUGCAUCCUCGACGGCGCCGCCAUCGACGACGCAGUCUGCAACGACUGUGCAAAUACCAUCAGAUUUACAGAGUGAGGUCUACCAGCAGCUGUUGACUAGCUUCUGGCGCGAUCACAACUCGGUUAUGCCAAUUGUGCAUCAAGAGGCGUUUGAGUUGGACAUGACCAAGGGAAUGGGACUUUACUACAGCAGCGCCUUACAUUACGCGAUGUGUGCAUGCGCUGCCCUCAUGACUGGCCCACACGUUCAACCCCGGAUUGUACGAUCCGAACUGUUUCAGAGGGCGUCGGAAUUCCUCCAGGAAGAGUCUUCAUGUCCGCGAAUGACUACGGUUCAGACAUUGCACAUCCUAGCGGUAUGCGAAUUCAUGCAGAUGAACACCGCGAGAGGGUGGCUUUUAUCGGGUAGGAGAGGGUAA
Molecule: messenger RNA, 852 nt
Organism: Aspergillus puulaauensis
Lineage: Eukaryota; Fungi; Ascomycota; Eurotiomycetes; Eurotiales; Aspergillaceae
Exons: 3
Coding region: 1-852 (283 amino acids)
Biological process (GO): DNA-templated transcription; regulation of DNA-templated transcription
Molecular function (GO): DNA-binding transcription factor activity, RNA polymerase II-specific; zinc ion binding; DNA binding
Source: RefSeq, a predicted model, not a curated record